This is a messenger RNA of Didymodactylos carnosus, 621 nucleotides long. The record is from the annotation of a GenBank genome assembly. NCBI's taxonomy places the organism in Eukaryota, Metazoa, Rotifera, Eurotatoria, Philodinida, Philodinidae.
AUGAUCGAAAUCUAUUGUACUAAUGUGUAUGAUGGAACACGAUAUGAUUGUGGUAUGUGUAUUGGAGCUGAUGAUCUUUGGUCACAAACACGAAAGUUUGUACACGAUGAUCGAGAACCGAUUAAUCUUGGAUAUGUAGCGUAUCGUGGUUCAGUGCCAAUAGAACAAGUAUUAGAGAAAGCCGAUAGAGAGAAUGUACUGUUUUAUGUCAGAUCGGAAAUGCAUCUCUUUAAUGUCCUAUGUGUGUACAGACGAGCGGGGGCAGAAGAAGAGUUAAAUGAAUGUUUCGGUAGUGCUAGUUGUUGUGCACCAGCGAGAAAUGCUUUACCUCAAUUGAAAACAAAUUUUCAUUGGUCAGUGUACUAUCGGGAACCACUAUCAGAAUGGAGUCGUGGUCGUUUAGUGUCAUUAGGUGAUGCUGCUCAUUCGAUGUUGCCAUACGCUGCACCGGGCGUGGCUCAAGCUUUAGAAGAUGCUGCCACUUUAGUUGCAGCUUAUUCGAAAUACGGUGCCAAAGAUAUUUUAUCACUGUUUAAAACAUACGAACAAGAACGUAUACCACGUUCGGCGAGAGUUGCUCAGUUUAAUGCUUUAAAGGUGUUGUACUUAUUGUCAAUUUAA